Messenger RNA from Eublepharis macularius, 5365 nucleotides. It is a transcript of the gene ZNF281, whose product is annotated as zinc finger protein 281. The record is from RefSeq and is a predicted model, not a curated record. Lineage: Eukaryota; Metazoa; Chordata; Lepidosauria; Squamata; Eublepharidae. The coding region runs from base 347 to 3091 and encodes 914 amino acids. The transcript has a single exon. Gene Ontology annotation, cellular component: nucleus. Gene Ontology annotation, molecular function: RNA polymerase II cis-regulatory region sequence-specific DNA binding; DNA-binding transcription factor activity, RNA polymerase II-specific. Gene Ontology annotation, biological process: regulation of transcription by RNA polymerase II.
CGGGGGGGACCCUGCUAAUUCCAUUGUGGAGCGGAGUCGGCGAUAUUUUUAACUGGAGGCGGCCGUGGGAGAGAAGCGCGGCGGAGGCGAAGGCUGGGCCGGGUGCGGCCGUGCGACGACGGAGGAUGCGACCGGCCGGCGGCUGUCGGGCGAGCGGGCGCUGAAGAGGAGAGAAAGGGAGGAGAGCGGGCCGGCCAGACAGGCAGCCGGCGGCGGGCGGGUGAGUGAAAAGCGAGCGGCCGCGCUGUCCGGCCGGCAGAGCAGCCGCCGCUGAGGGCCGCGCCUCCUCGGUCUCGCCCUUCCCGGUUGCGCCGCUGCUGCUGUCUCCGUCCCUCGAGGAAAGAGUAUGAAACUCGGCAGCGGCUUCUUGGGCGGCGGCGGCGGCUCCUCCAAAAGGGCGGCGAUGGAGCCCGCCUUCCCCCCCGGCAUGGUCAUGUUCAACCACCGCCUGCCGCCGGUCACCAGCUUCACCCGCCCGGCCGCGCCCCCCCAGCACUGUGGGCUGACGCCGGCCUCGGCCGCCGCCGCCUCCUCGUCUUCCUCCUCCGCCUCUUCCUCUUCUUCCUCUUCUACCGUGACUACCGCAACGGCCGCCGAGCCCCCCGCCCCGCCUUCCCACCCUCAGGGCAUGACUUUCAAGAAAGAACCGGCCGGGGGCUUCCCUCUCAGCGCCCCCUCCUCUUCCUCCUCCGCCUCUUCAUCGGUCUCUUCCUCCUCCUCCUCCCAGAGAAGCCCUUGGGGGUUCUUCCAGUCCCUGGUGAACAUCAAGCAAGAGAAGCCCAGCGACCAGGAGGAAGAGGAGCAUCACCACCACCACCACCACCUCCAUCACUAUGGAGGCCUGUUUGGAAUAGCCGGGGAGGAGCGGCACCCAGCUCUUGGUGGCGCUGCUGUCAGCGGAGGAGUGGACGGGGCGGGCCAGAGUGUCAUCCAGGACCUCAGCCUUUUCCACCACUUGCACCAUCAUCCUCACCGAGGAGAUUUGCUGCUGGGCAUCAGGAGUGGCAGUGAGAUGGGGCCUGCCUGUUUGGAUGAGCCCAAGCAUGAUGCCCAGGCCAGGAAGAUGAAGAGGCCAAAGUCGGAAUCUCAGGGAAUCAAAGCCAAGCGGAAGCCGAGUGCAUCAUCCAAGCCCCUUGUGGCUGGAGAUGGAGAAGCCGCCAUGCUGUCCCCUAGCCAGAAACCUCAUGUCUGUGAACACUGCAGUGCUGCUUUUAGGAGCUCUUAUCAUCUGCGCAGGCACGUGCUUAUCCAUACUGGCGAGAGGCCUUUCCAGUGUAGCCAGUGCAGCAUGGGUUUCAUUCAGAAGUAUUUGCUACAGAGACACGAAAAGAUCCACAGCAGGGAGAAACCAUUUGGGUGCGACCAGUGCAGUAUGAAGUUCAUCCAGAAGUAUCACAUGGAGAGACACAAGAGGACGCACAGCGGAGAAAAGCCAUACAAAUGUGAAACCUGUCAGCAGUAUUUUUCAAGAACUGAUAGACUCUUGAAGCACAGACGUACGUGCGGAGAAGCCAUAGGGAAAGCAGGUGCUGGAUUGGAUCCUGGGCCAUCAAACCAUAGCAUGGGCAACUUGUCUGUGUUGUCUCAGGGAAAUACAGGUUCAUCAAGGAGAAAAAGCAAAGCAAAAAGUGUAUCUACUGAAAACAAAGAACACAAACCUUGUCAUAAAAUAUCUGAGUCUCAGAUUGCAUCUAAUGUGACCUUGCAGAAUUAUGCGGUGGAGAUUCCUAUAGUGUCUUCCAGUGGUGGUUUAAUUGGCCCUGGGAUAGAAGAGCUGCAGAAAAAGGUGCCAAAAUUAGUGUUUAAAAAAGGAAACAGGAAAGGUACAGACAAGAGUUAUCUUAAUUUUGUGUCACCAUUACCAGACCUUCUUGGUCAGAAACAGUUGUCAGGAAAACCAAGUGGCUCUCUUGGCUUAGUUGCAAAUACCAGUAUAGAUGCUAUUGGUCUUCUCCAGGCUGCAGGUGGUAAACCAGGUCAAAUAGGUAGCAAUUAUGAUGAUGCCAUGCAAUUUUCAAAGAAAAGAAGAUAUUUACAAACUGCCAGCAGUAACAGUGCCUUUUCUAUAAAUGUUGGGCAUAUGGCCUCCCAACCGUCUGUUAUUCAGUCUGCAGGUGUCAGUGUUAUGGACAGUGAAACCCCAUUAUCUCUUAUUGACUCAUCAUCUCUAAAUGCUGACAUCAAAUCUUGUCAUGACAAAUCUGGUAUUCCUGAUGAAGUCUUGCAAAGUCUUCUAGAGCAGUACUCUCACAAGUCAGAAGGACAGAAAGAAGAUCCCUUCAGCAUCACUGAACAGCGAGUGGACUUGCAUGCCUCAGGAGAACAUACAGAGAUGGUUCAAGAAGAGAACCUGAGUCCCAGCUCUCAAACUUCAAGUGACAAAGCAAGCAUGUUGCAAGAAUACUCAAAAUACCUCCAGCAGGCUUUUGAAAGAACAACCAAUAGCACUGGUUUUGCUUUUGGACCUAGCUUCCAAUUUGUAAGUUUGUCUUCAAGCCUUCAUAACCAUACUUUGUUUCAAGACAAACAAAUAUACACUACAUCUCCACUUGAGUGUGGUUUCAGCCAAUCUGUUACCUCAGUGUUGCCAUCUGCAUUGCCAAAGCCUCCUUUUGGGAUGUUGCUCGGAUCUCAGCCUGGUUUUUAUUUAUCUGCUUUGGAGGCAACCCAUCAACAGUUGACUCCUUCACAAGAACUAGAUGAUCUGAUAGACUCUCAGAAAAACAUAGAUGCGUCAUCAGGCUAUCAGUCUACACCUCAAAAGUUGAAUAGCCAGAAGGAACAAAAAAACUUGGAAUCUUCAACAAGCUUUCCAAUACCAUCUCAGGAGCUAGCUAACCAGAUAGAUCCUCAGAAGGACCUAGAGCAUAGAGCAACAUACCAGAUAGAGACCUUUGCACAAGCAUUUGGUUCUCAGUUUAAGACGGGCAGCAGGGUGCCAAUGACUUUUAUUGCUAACUCUAAUGGGGAAGUGGACCAUAGAGUAAGGACUUCAGUAUCAGAUUUCUCAGGGUAUACAAAUAUAAUGUCUGAUGUAAGUGAGCCAUGUAGUACAAGAGUAAAGACCCCAACUAGCCAAAGUUAUCGGUAAGGUUCCAAGGGUGGCUAGGCUUUGGGGUGGUCUUAACGUGUUUCUUUUAUUUUGAUAACACUGCCAUUGGAAUGUUUCUACAUGAUCCUAAUACAAAAUAAUGUAACACGCCCUUUCAAUGCAACUUUUCAUAUUUAGUUGGUGUUAAUGUAAUUUUAGAUCAGUUUAUAUUACGGUUUUUAAUCAGAUCAAUAGACUUAAUAGUUUGCAUUUUUUGUGUUCAUGUGACAGUGUUUAGCAAUCAAACUUACGUAUUUAGAUUGUCAGGGAAUAGCCCAAAAGUUGAAAAUGCAAAAACAAAAAAAGAAAAAAAACUUUGUUCCUAGGAUUAAGGUUUGUUUUAAUUGCUUUACUCUCAGGAAAAUGUAAUGAAGAAAGGAGAUUCUGUGCAUAAGUGUACUGGAAUUUCCAAUUUACAAAUAAGUGGAAAAACUAUUUCACCAUUUAAGAAAGGGAUCUAUGACAUUAUAAAUUGCUGUCGCAUCUCUAGGUGAUACGAAACUCUGAGAACAUUGCUACCUACAGCUUGUUACAGUUGUUGAUGUCCUUUUUUUCUUCCAGAUGAUGAUAGUCAUUCCAGAGUGGUGGGUAGAUAUUCUCAGAUCCUUGGUAUAAACCUGGAAUGAUAGCUUUAAUUCAACCAAUAAUGUCCACUCCAGUUUUUUUUUCUGAAUACUGUAAUUCUAUAAAGAGAUUUUAGUAGCAGAAUCCACAAAAUUAAUUUUAAAGUUACAAUUUAGUGUCAUUGGAAUGCCAACUAAAAUUAGUCAUAAUUUAUAUACUUUUUUGGAUGAAUUAUUUAUUAUACAUGGUUGAAAAAUACCCUUUCCCUAAUUGGUCUUGUGUCCUUUUCUUCCCCAUUAUCUAAAUAUUCCUUAGCAUCUUAGGACUUUCACCUUUAUCAGCUGUUAUUUUUUCCCACCAAGCGCAUCUUUCAUGUUCUGCAGUCUCUUCCUCUUCCUUUUAGUUUAACAGCUAGAAUUUUAGGAGAUAAACAUUCCAGAAGGUUACAUAACUUAUGUGUUUUGUGAUGUCUUGUGGCAUCACAGUUGAACAAUAAAUUUCCCUAAAGUAAAUCUUCUUUUACUUUAGAAGGCCAUAAAGGUUUCCAUAUACUAUACCAUAAAACUAACAUACUCAUUUGUACAUAAAGAGGGCCCCUAAUCUGCACCAAGAAUUACUAACAUGUCCACAUGCAGUCUUUUUGUUUUGUUAAGAUUAUGUGUGGUUGUUGGGAUGUGCAGAACAACAUUUUGGAGUCUUGGGCCUAGACUCUGUUCUAUGCAGAGUUUGGAUAUAUGAACUAUUUGACCAACGUCUAUAUGGUUUAUUGUCACCAGAAUCUUUUCAAAGAAUUGUUGCUCAAAUUGAUGUAUAUUUUGUGGUACAUUAUUUAUGAUAUGUGAACCUGGAUUAAAGCCUGUGGAGCAAUGGAAACCUACUAGGAAAAAAUUAAUGGUUAUUUUAAAACGGUUAAAAACCAGUUGCACUGCCCAGAACCACUUUCUUUUUUUUUGCAUCUGCAUCUUCCCCUCUUGCUUAGUUUUUUAAAUGCAAUUUUGGUGACGUUUAUGAAGAUUUUCCUUUUUUUAAAAAAUGUUAUUUUGGUGAUAUUUCUGUCUCGUGUACUAAAGGCAGAAAAGUACCAGUGGUUGUUUGCAGUCUUAUUGUGUAAUUGGCCUAUUGCAGGCUUCCAUGUAUAAUAAAGUAAUUAACAUUGUACAAGUGUAAAACACUUCUGUUACAAAGAUGGUGUUACAAGAACUAUGAAAUUUUUAAAAUGGUUACAAAUGUUAAACAUACCUGUUCUUUCUCUGUCCUUGCCCACCAAAUGAAUAGUCACCUUUUUACUAAUGCAGAAUUAAUUAACUCCAACUUCAGUAUAUCCACUUGAUUAUGUAUUUCCCGUUCUUCAAAUUAGUGCUGUGAAUUUCCCCUGCCAUCUAGGUAUAGAGCACAAUUUGUCACCAAGGGAUGGAGUGUACCUUAACCACUGUGUAAUUCUAUUUUUUUUCUUUGGGGGGGGUGAGUGUGUUCCACAGCAGUUAUAAUUUACUUUCUUUAUAUUGUGUGUACUGGAUAGCGUGUAUGCUCUGGGAUUGUUUGCUUUAGACUGUGACCAAUUUUAAAUUUUUAUUCAAAAAAAUAUAAAGAAACAAUGAUGCUGUUGUAUUACACCUCUGACGGUUUUGUCAAAAAAAUUCCCUAAAAUGUUUAAAACUAAAUCGCUGGAACAAUAGAAUAACUUGCUUGCUUUUAAAGGUAUUUUUAUUG